CAAAGAAAUUUCUUUAAUGAUUUCUGGACCCUCUCUUUUUUAAACUCGAUCACAAUUUUAUCAUAUUUAAGUGAUAAAUCGUUGAUAAAUUUCGUUUUUCUGAGAAAUUUGUCUGGCAGAGUGAGUACAAACAUUUUUGUUCCCAAACAAAGGAUUAUUCUUCGUCAGUAUAUUAAACAAGGAACUCUCUUCAAAAAUGGAUCUUAGUUACAUUCUUGCCUCAAUUGCUUUUGUUCUAUUUCUCCUACACUUCUAUCUAUCAUGGCGGUACAAUUAUUUCCAAAAGAGAGGAAUACCAACAGUAAAGGGAAUUAUUCCAGGAUUAGGACACAUUCUACCAGUGAUUACUGCACAAAAAAAUAUAGGAUCAUUGUGCGAAAAGUUCUACAACGAAACAAAAGAGCAUAGCAUGUGCGGAUUCUAUCAAUUCUGUACGCCAAUACUUUUAAUUCAUGAGCCGGAAAUUGUGAAAAGUGUUCUUCAAACGAAUUUCGCCUCAUUUGGUGAAAAUCCUUUUGAACUCAAUUGUCCCGAAAAGGAUGAACUUUUUAGUUUAAAUCCAUUCUUUGUGAAAGGUGAAAAGUGGAAGAAGGCACGAGCACCACUGACGAACAGUUUUUCGAGUAUGAAACUAAAACUAAUGUUGACGCUGUUUCAAAAAGUUGGUUCCAAAAUGGGUAAAUAUUUGCAUGACCAGUGCGGAGUUGAAAAGGAAAAAGAACUGAAUCUAAAGGUGCUGUGCAACAAAUUCACUGGCGAAGUCUCAUCCACUGGAAUGGGCAUUGAGGCUCAUAAUUUUCAGGAGGAACUACAGGGUGAGAUGAAGUACAACGAGAUACUAGGGAAAAUUUUCGAAAAUCCAUCAUUCGUUAGUGGAUUUCAACAGAUGAUUAUGUUUUUCACUCCCUCAUUGGCGAAAUUUAUGAAAAUUUCCAUUACACCGAAAGAAGUUGAUCAGUAUUUUCGACAAAUUGCAAAGACGAUCAUUAACAGUAGAAAGAAGGAGAAUCAAACUUACGACGAUUUUGUUCAGUUCGUUAUGGAUUAUCAAAGAACACAGGAUAGUACAAUAAACGAAGAAACACUCGCAGCAGCACAUAUGUUAUCGUUCGCUGUCGAUGUUUACGAAACAACAGCACAAACGUUGAGUUUUCUAAUUAUGGAUUUAGCCAGACGUCCAAAAAUCCAAACCAAAGUGCGCGAAGAAAUUAACAGAUUACUCGAAAAGUACAACGGUAAAAUGACCUACGAUGCUCUUAAGGAGAUGACUUACUUUGAAAAAGUCCUCAAUGAAUCGCAAAGACUGAAUCAUAUUUUUGGUGUGUUCUUCAAAGUUUGCACCAAACGGACAAAACUUGAGGGAAGUGAUGGUUUGUCCUACGUUGUUGAACCUGGACAAACGGUGGCUGUUUCCGCCUAUGGACUACAAAUGGAUCCGAAAUAUUGGAAUGAACCGGAAAAAUUUGAUCCUGAGAGAUUCAAUGACGAGGAGAAGAAUAGUAGACACAAGUUUACUUUUCUUCCGUUUGGUGAAGGACCGCGAGUGUGUGUUGGUAUGAGGAUGGCUGUAAUUUUAAUGAAACUUGCAGUUUCUGCUAUUUUAAAGGACUUUUCGAUUGAACCUGCAUCUAAAAUGAUUAUUCCACUGAAAAGAGAUGAAUCGAAUUUCCUUAAUACUCCAGUCGGUGGAUUUUGGGUGAAAAUCAAAUCCUUAUAAAAUUCUGGACUUUGUAAUAAAUAUUAAAAUUUAUCACUCGGUCGUCUUAGUUAAAAUAUAAAACAUUAAGUUAUAAGCAAUCUGAAGGUAAACUUAACUCGGAGUGAUUGUUCAACUCAGUGUUUUGUAUAUUUUAAUCCGAACUUUGUAAUUUUUGCAAAAAAUGUUCUCAUCUAUUGCAAAAUAUUGUCUAAAAUAUAGAACACGACGCGAAAAUAAAUAUUUAACUAAACUUUUAAAUUUA
Leptopilina heterotoma is the source of this 1961-nucleotide messenger RNA. RefSeq names its product cytochrome P450 9e2-like. Lineage: Eukaryota; Metazoa; Arthropoda; Insecta; Hymenoptera; Figitidae. Gene Ontology annotation, molecular function: monooxygenase activity; iron ion binding; oxidoreductase activity, acting on paired donors, with incorporation or reduction of molecular oxygen. The record is from RefSeq and is a predicted model, not a curated record. The transcript has a single exon. The coding region runs from base 197 to 1717 and encodes 506 amino acids.